UAAAAUAAUUUCAGGCAACAUCUUCAAGAUCGGACCUCACCAAACCGCAAAUGGGCCGGUUCAUUUUUGUUACACCUCCGGUUCAACCCGGGUCAUGAAUGGUUGAACCGCUCAGCCGUUCAGCCGCCUUCAAGACCUCCCUCUGCGCCCACAAAUCAACCUUCCAUUCGGCUGAGAGCCGCCUCACUCUCCGGCGAUAUCUGGGGCAAUGGUUCCGGCGACCACUCUUGAAACAAGGGAAUAGCUAAAUUGAGUGGAGCAUUGUUGUUAGUUCCUUAUGGUUGUCAAUUAACUGAACUUAUCCUCAAUGUUGAGAAAUAAAAAUUGAGGUUUCUGACAGUCAAUCUCACGUGCUCAUUGUGACUCAUGUUUCAAAUGCCAGUGCAGUCAUGUGGUGGAACAUCUACAGUGUAUGCCUCAUCCAUCUUAUUUUCUUCCAAAGGGCCUUUUUGUGUCCCAAAUCCAAAGAUUCAUACCUAAAAAAUGGAAACAAAGUAUCAAACCAGUAGAUAUUCAACAUGUUCAUCCAUCUGCAUCCUGCAAUGCACUAGAAUCUGCCCAAGAGACAUUCACAAGUGUUGAUGCAUCUAUGAUAGAUUCCCUUCUCACAUCCUUGAAGGAGUUUACAAGCCGAGGCAAUCUAUUGGAUGCCUUCAAAACUGUCUCUUUGAUUAGACUCCAUGCUUCUUCUGCUUCUCAGGACCUCAUUGUACACCCCAUAUCUUCUCUUUUAUCAUCAUGUACUGAUGUCAAAUCCCUUGCAGAGGGUCGACAGCUCCAUGGCCACAUUAUAUCUUUGGGUUUUGAACAACAUCCCAUUUUGGUUCCUAAGCUUGUCACCUUCUACUCAGCCUUUAAUCUCCUGGUUGAUGCCCAUGUUAUAACUGAGAAUUCAAAUAUUUUGCAUCCUUUUCCUUGGAAUCUGCUUAUCUCUUCCUAUGUUAGAAAUGGGUUUUGUCAGAAGGCUCUGUCUGCCUAUAAACAAAUGGUGAAGAAAGGGAUUAGACCAGAUAAUUUCACUUAUCCAUCUGUUCUCAAGGCUUGUGGUGAAGAACUUGAUUUGGGCUUCGGAAAGGAGGUUCAUGAGUCCAUCAAUGCUAGUCGUAUUAAGUGGAGCUUGAUUGUGCAUAAUGCAUUAAUUUCCAUGUAUGGUAAGUGUGGGAAGGUGGGUAUUGCUCGUGACUUGUUUGAUAAAAUUCCAGAAAGGGAUGCAGUUUCUUGGAACUCAAUGAUUUCAGUUUACGCCUCCAUGGGUAUGUGGAAUGAAGCAUUUGAGCUUUUUGGAAGCAUGUGGGCAGAGGAUAUUGAAUUGAACAUUAUUAUUUGGAAUACCAUAGCUGGGGGUUACUUGCGGACAGGUAAUUAUAAGGGUGCACUAGAAUUGCUUUCUCAGAUGAGAAAAUGUGGCAGUCAUUUGGAUUCUGUGGCAUUGAUCAUUGGUUUGGGUGCAUGUUCCCAUAUUGGGGAUGCAAAACUGGGGAAAGAGAUCCACAGUUUUGCAAUCCGUAGUUGUUUUGGUGAGGUUGAUACUGUAAAAAAUGCGUUAAUCACUAUGUAUUCUAGGUGUAAGGAUCUCAAGCAUGCAUAUUUGUUAUUCCAAUUGAUGGAAGCUAAGAGUUUAAUUACCUGGAACUCCAUAAUUUCUGGUUGCUGUCAUAUGGAUCGAUCCGAGGAAGCCUCCUUCCUUUUAAGAGAGAUGUUGCUUUUUGGCAUUGAACCAAAUUAUGUGACAAUUGCAAGCGUUCUUCCUCUCUGUGCUCGAGUAGCAAAUUUGCAACAUGGGAAAGAGUUCCACUGCUACAUGACUAGGCGUGAGGAUUUCAAGGAUCAUCUGUUACUAUGGAAUGCUCUUGUGGAUAUGUAUGCAAGAUCAGGAAAAGUUUUAGAAGCUAGAAGAGUGUUUGAUAUGUUGGGCGAGAGGGAUAAGAUGACUUAUACCUCCAUGAUUGCUGGAUAUGGGAUGCAAGGAGAGGGACAGGCUGCAUUAAAACUGUUUGAAGAGAUGAACAAUUUCCAGAUCAAACCUGAUCAUAUAACCAUGAUUGCAGUUCUAUCAGCAUGCAGCCAUUCAGGUCUUGUAACUCAAGGUCAACUGCUUUUUGAAAAAAUGAGGAGUCUCUAUGGUCUUACUCCACAUUUAGAGCACUUUGCUUGCAUGACUGAUCUUUUUGGUAGGGCAGGUUUAUUAAAUAAGGCAAAGGAAAUAAUUAGAAAUAUGCCUUACAAGCCAACUCCUGCUAUGUGGGCCACUCUCAUAGGAGCCUGUCGGAUUCAUCGAAAUACAGAGAUAGGGGAAUGGGCAGCUGAAAAACUGUUGGAAAUGAAGCCUGAAAAUCCAGGAUACUAUGUGUUGAUUGCUAACAUGUAUGCUGCUGCUGGGUGUUGGAACAAGCUUGCAAAGGUGAGAAUUUUCAUGAGGGAUUUGGGUGUGAGAAAGGCUCCUGGAUGUGCUUGGGUUGAUGUAGGCACUGGGUUUUCUCCCUUUCUGGUGGAUGACACAUCAAAUGCUAAUGCAGAUGAGAUUUAUCCUUUGUUGGAAGGAUUGACCAUGGUAAUGAAAGAAGCCGGUUAUAUUUCCAGUGAAGAUUUUGGUUCUGGUGAUGAAACUUCCGGGGAAUUCAAUGAGGAAAUGAAAUUAGUAUCAAACAAUAGAUGUUGAACUGAGGAGAUACAAAGAUCUUGACACAGGAGGGAGCUUGGUGCCAUCUGUGUGGAAGGGGCUAAUAUCCCAGAUUCUAAUUCUUAGGUAAGUGUCCAACCUUGCAGCAGAUGCCAAUUAAUUGCUUCAAAGUUUGGGAUUGAUUUGGCACUCAACCCCUUGACCAAUUGUGCUUCUUGUGCUUGGAGAGACGAUCAAUGCUUUCUUCCAUAGAAACAGGUGGGCACUUAUGGGCUAGCACAACAUUAUUCUCUUGAUGAUUACUGAAUCAUUAAUGAUGUUUUACAAUUUGAAAUAGAAAAGGUAUUACAUUGUAUUUUCAAUACGUAAUUGAUAAUAAAUUCAUAUAGCUAAGAGCUCUUGUGACUUAAUUAAUAUUAUGGAUAGCAUGCAUUUAAUUUUCUCUUGACUUCCUGGAGCAGUGGUUGGGUGGUUAGCUUGUAUUCAGAAAGUUUUGGAUUUGUAAGGCCAUUAGAUUAUUUCCCCAUAUCAAGAAAGGAGACUGUUUCUUCUCCUCCAAUUCACCUCUCACUAACUCGUGUGACAACUUUCAGCCUAUAAAAUCUAUCCUUGCUGCUGCAAUAAUUUUACUGAUGUCUUAUCAUCAAAAGGUUUUUCUUUCAACAAUUGAUUAUCAAUGGCUUGUGGAGAGAUUUUAAAUACCAUUUUAGAACAGUGGAAAAACUCCAAAAGUCUACUGAUGAAUGAGUUCUUGCAAUGGACAAGAAUUUCAAGAUCUUCUUGUCAGCUCUGAAGAUCUUUUUCUGGCAGCUUUAAAGAUUUUGAGGGCUUCUGCCAGGUUGUAAGAGACCAACUCAUCUUGAUAUUGAAGGGGCUUCUAAUGUUGGGAAGAGGGGCUGAACCACCUUAUCAGGUUGACAUGCAGGCACACUUGUGUUGGUAGUCUAUAUUCCUGCAAACCAUAUCAUAGUUGUUGAUCAGAUUAAUGGCUUAUAGGCUUACAGAGAAGUGAAAAUGUUGGUUGUAGUUGAGUUUUAAGAGCAAAGCAUAGCUGCUGAUAUGUAGAUCUUAGAUGGUAUAAUUUAAAUUGUUGAUGGUAAUCAAUCAAGCUUGAAAAUUUGAGUUUAUUUUGUCCUUAACUAAAAUUUUUUUGUAAAGGUUUGUUUUUGUCUUAAUGGUACUUAUGCUUUACGUGAUGUACAAGAAUCCUAUUUUCAAUUCCUUGAGUUUUUUUGGCAUCCCUGUCCCCUCUGCUUCCUCUAUUUUGAUGUCUUGAUUGUUUUCUAUAGAGUGGACCUACAUAGGUUAAAAUGUUUUGUUGAAUUGCUUCUGUAUAGUGUAUUGUCUUGUAAAACCAUUUCAUGACAUGACACUGAGUUGAUUAAAGAAACAAUUUAGCAAAAUAUUUUCUGAAGAAUUUUUUUUUUUGUGUUGUCCAGACAUGUUCUUAUAGAUUUUAUGAUUGUUGGUUUCCAUGGACAUGGCCUUAAUAUACUAGGAGAUGAAAAAUACCUUAAGGUUAUGUUUGGUUUCCGGAAAGUACUAAGAAAAGAAAAAACCACUCUCAUGUUUGGUUUUAUUAUGGAAAAUACGAAAGAAAAUCUAAUAUAGUCAAAAUUAGUUAAUAACUUACACAUUUUCAAAUGAUUUAAUCUUUAUAUGGAACAGUUAAAAUAAGUGUAAUGAGUUUGAAAUAGCAUAUACAAAUAAUUUAUUGACUUUAAAUUUAUUUUUUAUUUUUUAUUUUUCUUCAGUUUUUCUUUCCUUCUACUUUUCCUUUCUAUUUUCUUUCCCUUACAUUUUCCUUGGAAUUUUACGGGAACCAAAUGUAGCGUAAGUGGACACUUUCCUUGCCAAGAUUAAAACCCAACAACCAAGCUCGCUAAUAUCUCUGAAAUAUCAAUGCAUGUUUACUAUCUUUAAUUUGUUUCAUUUAUAUGCCCUAUAUAUUAGCUUUAAUAUUUGAAACUUGGAAUGUUGAGUCAGUUUAUUAUACACCUGACAAGGAGAGAUUGUUUUGCUAUCUGAUAGAUAUAGAAAAUGUAACAUGCAUAUUCAUCUUUGAUUACAGGUACAAUUCUGAAAGAGACCUUUCAUUUUUCACCAUUCCCCCGUUUCGGUUUUUCUUGUAUGCAUUGUUCUAUCUAUAUGAUUUUAUUGCUUUGCUCAUUGACAUAACUGCUUGUAUGCUACCUGUACAUACCAAAAUAUGCAUUAUCAGCUACUGGGAAAUUCCCAGAACAAUGAUUUUAUUGAUGCCAAAUGUGUAAUUCAAUUCCCAGAUUAUACCUUACGAGGAAAUUCUCAUUUACAGUCAACUAUUUGUCUUUUUCCAUUCAGGACCUCUAACCGAUGAAAGCUGCAACCCCUGCUGAAGGGAAGAGGCCUUCCAUUCUGUUGUUGUUUCCAUUGUUAAUUGCUUUGAAGAUGCUAAAGAGGAAGCAGAAGGAAGAAUGAAGAUCUGGCAAAGAAAAUAGAAUGCAUCAUUGGAUGUACGUAAGUGCCAUGUAACACCUACACGGCUGAGUAAAUUUAUUUUUUUUAUACCUGUUGAAAAAGGAGAAAAAUGAAAAAAAAUAAUAAAUUACUUUAUUUUGUUUUUCUGUGGUGGA
This is a messenger RNA of Vitis vinifera (wine grape), 5232 nucleotides long. Its product is annotated as pentatricopeptide repeat-containing protein At1g71490. Gene Ontology annotation, molecular function: RNA binding; protein binding. The coding region runs from base 413 to 2659 and encodes 748 amino acids. The record is from RefSeq and is a predicted model, not a curated record. Gene Ontology annotation, biological process: RNA modification. The transcript has 4 exons. Lineage: Eukaryota; Viridiplantae; Streptophyta; Magnoliopsida; Vitales; Vitaceae.